Cylicocyclus nassatus is the source of this 1131-nucleotide messenger RNA. The record is from the annotation of a GenBank genome assembly. NCBI's taxonomy places the organism in Eukaryota, Metazoa, Nematoda, Chromadorea, Rhabditida, Strongylidae.
AUGAGUAAAGUGAUCGUCUUUGGUUCUGUGGUUAUAUUAGCCGUAGUUGUGUGUUCACUUGCAACUAUGGCUUUUCUACUUGAAGAAAUCUCUUCGUUACAAGACGAGUUGCAAAGUGAUUUGGAUGAGUUCAAUAACAUCGCCGAGGACGCGUGGAUGGUCCUGAUGUCAAAGCAUUUCGGGUACACUGGAAAAUCGAACGGUUUGAACUUCGCUGAACUUAUAGGACGCCACUCGCGCGCUGCAAAUCAGUGUAAUUGCGCCCGACAAGCAAUGCAUUGCCCAGCUGGUCCACCUGGGCCGCAGGGCCAAAGAGGACUGCCAGGAGAGCCUGGCACCGAUGGCGAGGACGGUCGACCGGGUGUUGCAGGAGUUGCCAUUGCCGUCACUCAUGACAUUCCCGGAGGAUGCAUUAGCUGCCCAGCUGGUCCACCUGGAGCACCCGGAAAAACUGGAGAACCAGGACCACCGGGUCCAGCAGGAGCUCCUGGAAUCGUCGGUCCUCCAGGCCAUAUGGGACGCAUGGGAGAUCCUGGUCCACCAGGUGACGAAGGACCAGGUGGAAUGCGAGGUCGCCCUGGUUCACCAGGUCCUCCUGGAGAAUCGGGAACUCAGUAUAUGAUGGGCGUACCAGGCAUGCCUGGUCCACAAGGAAUGCGUGGACCACCGGGUCAACCUGGAAAGGCAGGUCCGCCUGGCAAACCAGGAAUGCCGGGUCCACAAGGUCGUGCUGGUCUUCCUGGCAAAGACGGGCGCCCCGGUAGGAUGGGUCAAGCAGGAAUGCGUGGAGACAACGGCAAAAAUGGAGCAGAUGCACUUUACUGUCCUUGUCCCAGAAGGCGUGGACGUCGAGUGGAGUCUGUAGAUUCACAGAAUUCGCCUCCUCAGAUUUUGCUGACUACGCCAACGACAACGACGCCGACAACAACUUUCCGCACUUACGCUCCUAGAACUGUUCAAGUGCUGACAACGACAACUCGAAUGCCAAUUCGGCCUCAAAUUCAAACCCUUUCACCUUUUCCGACAUCAUCAGCUAAGCCUGCUCCAUCACAAACUUCCUCUCGUGCUGUUCCCACUGUUACAACUCCUCCCACAACAAUUCGUUCAAUGUCGACUACUCCUCACAAAUGA